AUGCCGCGGGGAAGGUCGAGGCAUGGCCGGCCUCGAGCGCGGCCGUUUCCGACACAACCGCCGUCGGCGAGCGGGCAGCGCCAUGAGCGGGCAGCCUCCGCGGCGGCCGCUCUACUUCCCCCAUUUCCACGACCGCUCCGAGCCCGACGGCGGCCCGUGGAAGACCUUGGCGGCCGCGUGCGGGCCGGGGCAGCCGCCACCUCCCGCCGGGGUUCCCCGCUGGCCCGCGGGGCUGGCGGCCAUCCCCUACGAACCGCUGCGCUUCUUCCGCCCCGCGGCGGCCGAGGAGAGCGCGGCGAGGCGGCCCGACGAGCUGUCGCGGCUGGAGGACGAGAUCUGCGAGCUGGGCAUCCGCGUCAAGGAGCUGGAGCUGCUCGCCCUCAUCGGCGAAGACUUCGACGCGCAGCAGUAUAAACUUUUGAAGGCGCUGAGAGAAGGAAAGAUAGAAUGUUUGAAAGCAAGGCAGAAACUGAAGCAGCAGCCCCCAGCGUGAUGGAGAUGUUUCCUCUGGAUGUUCUGUACUAUGGAGUAUUUUAAUGGACCUCCCACAGUAUUCUUUUAUUAAAUCAAAAGAAAAUUUGUUGUA
This is a messenger RNA of Phasianus colchicus (ring-necked pheasant), 586 nucleotides long. It is a transcript of the gene C5H11orf91, whose product is annotated as chromosome 5 C11orf91 homolog. The record is from RefSeq and is a predicted model, not a curated record. Lineage: Eukaryota; Metazoa; Chordata; Aves; Galliformes; Phasianidae.